CUGUGCUGCUCCCAGUUUGUGUCCCAACCGGAGAUAAAAACAGAAGACUGCACCAGGAAAGAGCACCCCGUAGUCCCGUAUCGAGUUUUGCGAUUGUGGAUGUCUGAAUUUUCUCAUCCUGGAGCGAAGGAUUUUUCUCAGUUAGCCGUGGAUCUGAACAGAGGCCAGAUCAUUGUAGGAGCGAGAAACUUUCUCUUUAGACUACAUUUGACCAACAUUUCACUAAUACAGGCAGCAGAGUGGGCCCCAGAUGAAGACACCAAACAGUCCUGUCAGAGUAAAGGCAAAACAGAGGACGAAUGCCAAAACUACGUGCGAGUGUUACUGACCAGUGGAUCCACGCUCUUCACCUGCGGCACCAACGCCUUCACACCUGUCUGCAUGACCCGACAGAUUUCAAACAUCAGUGAGGUGUUAGACUCCAUAAACGGCGUGGCGCGGUGUCCGUACGACCCUCGCCAUAACUCCACGGCGAUGAUCACGGCGAGGGGCGAGCUGUACGCCGCCACCGUCAUCGACUUCUCCGGACGAGACCCCGUCGUGUACCGCAGUCUGGGAAACAUGCCCCCGCUACGCAGCGCUCAGUACAACUCCAAAUGGUUAAACGAACCAAACUUCGUCUCCGUGUACGAGAUCGGCCGUUUCGCGUACUUCUUCUUCCGAGAGACGGCCGUGGAGAACGACUGCGGGAAGAUGGUGUUUUCCCGCGUGGCUCGGGUUUGUAAGAAUGACGUUGGCGGUCGGUUUCUCCUGGAGGACACCUGGACCACGUUCAUGAAAGCCCGACUCAACUGCUCCCGCUCCGGAGAGAUCCCCUUUUACUUCAACGAGCUCCAGAGCACCUUCCACCUGCCCGAACAGGACCUGAUCUACGGCAUCUUCACCACCAACGUAAACAGUUUGUCUGCGUCGGCCAUCUGCGCCUUUAACCUCAGCUCCAUCACCGCCGCCUUUAACGGACCGUUCCGCUUCCAGGAAAACCCCCGCACCGCCUGGCAACCCACGCCCAACCCCAUCCCCAACUUCCAGUGCGGCACCUUAGACGAGACCGGCCCUGGACAGAACCUGACGGAGCGCCACCUGCAGGACGCGCAGAGACUGUUUCUGAUGAAUGACGUGGUUCAGCCGAUCACAGUGAACCCCGUGUUGACCCAGGACACAGUGAGACUGUCCUGUCUCUGUGUGGACGUGGUGAAGGGCGCGGGAGAGCGGCUCUACCACGUCAUGUACAUCGGCACCGAGUACGGCACCAUCCUCAAGGCCCUGUCCACCACAGACAAGAGGCUCCAGGGCUGUUACCUGGAGGAGCUCAGGCCCCUCCCCCCAGGACUCAGCGGGCCAAUCAGGAGCCUCCGUCUGCUGCACCGGGACCGCUCUCUGUUUGUGGGACUGAGCGACCGAAUGGUGAAGAUCCCCCUGGAGAGGUGCUCGAGUCACCCGUCCGAGAGGCAGUGUGUGGAGGCGCGGGACCCGUACUGUGGCUGGGACCGACUCAAACGACGCUGCACCACCUACGAGGAGAGCUCCAACAUCAACCAGUGGAUACAGAACAUCACAGACUGUCCUGUGAGGAAUCUAACCCAGGACGGAGGGUUUGGCCCGUGGGCACAGUGGCAGUCCUGUUCCCAUAGCGACGGGGAGGGGUCCAGCCUGUGCCUGUGCCGGUCCCGGUCCUGCGACGGUCCCUCGGCUCGGUGUGGAGGAGAGGAGUGCAAAGGGCCCACCAUCCAGGUCGCCAACUGCUCCAGAAACGGCGGCUGGACUCCCUGGUCGUCGUGGGGACAGUGCAGCAGCAGUUGUGGCAUCGGCUUCGAGGUCAGACAGAGGUCGUGUAACAACCCGUCCCCGAGACACGGUGGGCGAGUCUGCGUGGGGCAGGGGCGAGAGGAGAGGUUGUGUAAUGAGCGGAGGCCCUGCCCUCUGCCUGUGUCCUGGACGUCCUGGGGUCCUUGGACCAAGUGCAGCUCGGAGUGUGGAGGAGGGGUCCACUCCCGGAGCCGGAGCUGUGAGAACGGGAGCAGCUGCCCCGGAUGUGCCACGGAAUACCGCGCCUGUAGUCUGGAGGCGUGUCCGGAGGUGCGCAGGAACACGCCCUGGACGCCCUGGAUCCCGGUGAACGUGAGUCUGGACGGGUCGCGUCUGGAGCAGAGGAGCAGGUACACGUGUCGCGCUCUGCUCCCCAAACCACAGCUGCUCCAGUCGGGAAAGAAGAAGACAGAGACUCGCUACUGCCCCAACGACGGAUCAGGCGCCUGUCAGACCGAUGCUCUGGUGGAGGACCUGGUGAAGUCCAGCGGUCGGUCCCCUGUGGUUCCUCAGGGCGCUCGCUGGGGAUUAUGGGAAACGUGGUCCGUGUGCUCUCGCUCGUGCUCCAGAGGCUUCAGGACUCGUAAACGUCUGUGCUCCACUCCUCAGGGCAGGACCGCCCCCUCGGCCUGUGUGGGCUCCCCGGUGGAAUAUCAGGACUGUGCGAUGCAGCCGUGUCCAGUGGACGGGGGGUGGUCUUGCUGGUCGGCCUGGUCUCCCUGUUCGUCUUCGUGUGGUGGGGGACACUUCCAGAGGACGAGGAGCUGUUCUGAUCCUGCUCCAGCCCAGGGAGGAGACAUCUGCAUCGGGCUGCACACCGAGGAGGCUCUGUGUAACACCCACAGCUGCGAAGGUUGGCCUGAGUGGACAGAUUGGGGCGACUGUGAUGAAAACGGGCUCCAGUUCAGGACCAGGACCUGCGGAGACUCUGGACUCUGUCUGAACAACGUGUCUCAGUCCAGGACCUGCAAACCCCACGAGGUCCCAGUGAUCCUGCCUGGACAAGAAGACCAGAAUUGUGGAACGUACACCCUGUUCCAGUUGAUCGCCGUGGGCCUGGGCAGCUUCUUCGUGGCGGCGUUGCUCUCGGCUCUGGGAUACUCGUACUGUCACCACCUGAACAGGACGUCCUCUGAGUCGGCCGUGAUCCACCCGAGCACGCCCAACCACCUGAACUACAACAAACCUGGCAACGCGGCGCCCAAAAACGAGAAGUACAUCCCCAUGGAGUUUAAGACGCUGAAUAAAAACAAUCUCCACGUGAACGAAGAGACGUGUAAUCACUUCUCCACGGCCCUGGGUCCUUCAAACAUGUUCACCACCACGUACUACCCCCCAGGCCUGAGCAAAUACGACUACCACCACCAGGAGGCAGCGUGCCGGACUUUCAACAUGCACAGCUGA
This is a messenger RNA of Boleophthalmus pectinirostris (great blue-spotted mudskipper), 3210 nucleotides long. RefSeq names its product semaphorin-5B-like. Bases 100 to 3210 code for a protein of 1036 amino acids. The record is from RefSeq and is a predicted model, not a curated record. Gene Ontology annotation, biological process: semaphorin-plexin signaling pathway; axon guidance; axon extension. Lineage: Eukaryota; Metazoa; Chordata; Actinopteri; Gobiiformes; Gobiidae. Gene Ontology annotation, molecular function: semaphorin receptor binding; chemorepellent activity. The transcript is spliced from 21 exons.